Messenger RNA from Orbilia oligospora ATCC 24927, 2844 nucleotides. RefSeq lists its product as uncharacterized. The transcript has 11 exons. Gene Ontology annotation, cellular component: endoplasmic reticulum. NCBI's taxonomy places the organism in Eukaryota, Fungi, Ascomycota, Orbiliomycetes, Orbiliales, Orbiliaceae. The record is from RefSeq and is a predicted model, not a curated record. Bases 1 to 2844 code for a protein of 947 amino acids. Gene Ontology annotation, biological process: GPI anchor biosynthetic process; fungal-type cell wall organization.
AUGAAGGAUAAGGAGGGGAGUACACUUGUCUCCCUUAACGGGAAAUGGAUAUCACAUACGCACACUGUGCUCGCUUACUUGGGGUUUAUCGGUGCUCUGAUUGUGGGAUUAAACCUGCAUUUCUACAAAAUCGUUAAAAACGAACAUUAUGGCUAUCCGCAAGAGUGGUUCCCAUCGGUAUCGGCAACCAUUGGCGAUCGGUAUCCCGAGCGAUCGGUAUUUCAGAUUUGCAUCGCCUUAACUUCGGGUCCUCGAUUUCUUCUAGUUGUGCUAUGGUAUUAUCUUACCGCAAGGCCCGGUGCCUCCCUGCCAAAAUUUGUUGCAUUCACGGGCGUCGCACGAACCCUCCUAUGUGGAGGAUGGGUUUAUAUCACUUCUACCGAUGACCACGAUUGGCAUGAUAUCUUCAUGAUUUCCUACCUUGUCUUGACACUGCCAUGGACUCUUGGAUGCCUCGCUACCUCGCCGGUCAAUGCUAAAGCCAUCAAGUACCGAAAGAUACUUGCUACUCUGUUCUUUGGUACCCUCGUGCCUUUAAUCUACUUUUUCAUUCAACAUAAGGUCCAUAAGGUGGCUGGUGCUUACACAAUCUACGCUUUCUUCGAGUGGUCUUUAAUCUUAUAUGACGUUGGAUUUGAUGCUGUUACUGCGCUUGACUUUGAAGGCUUUGAACUGCAUCUCGUUGAUACUAAAGGUUUCCACAAAGGAACCACCCAGCUGGCUGAUGUUUAUGCCGAUGAUGCAAAGAAAACAAAGCAGCCGCUUGCCCAAGAAUUUACCGGCGCCUUUUCGUGGGCAGCUUUGAUUGAUACCGCCAGCGAUGUGUACCUUGGAUUCGCAUUCUGGUCCAUUCUAACUGCCCUCGGCGUUGUCGUUUGGUACUUCCCGCUAUGGCACAUGGGUAUCUCCGGAUAUGAGAUCGCUAUUCUUGCAACUAUAUCCCCAUACCUUCUCGUGAAUAGAUCGGUGCGAAAGUUCGUAUUUCUGAACAUUCACAUUGUCUACUCCGCUUCCCUUUUAACCCUAGUUGCCUUCUUUUUCGUUACGCCGGAAAUUCGUCUUUUCCUGACAACCACGGGCUUGUUCUUCGCCUGUCUGGCUUGGGCUGCGAAUUUUAGCCUCGAAAGCACAACUAGCAGGAUCGAUAUCAAGACAUCGGCCUUUUCCCUGGGCCUUAUUAUGUCGAGCGUCGCAAAGUUUUCUAAUCAUACUAAUAAUCCGAUCUGGCCUCUAAUGAACUCUGUCAAUGGUGGGUGGAAUAAGAUCGGUCUAGUCCUUGCAGUGCUCGCUAUCGCUAGGACUCAUUUCAGGCGGCCAAUUGCGCCAGCUGUGGAUACAACGAUGUAUUCUGGGAAAGAUGGUUCCCAAUAUCUGGCCUCUAUUGGGUUUGGCGGGCUCUUGUUCGGUCUACACUCUCUCCUAUCCGACUCUAGUACCAUGAUCACCUGGGUUUGGGACGGAUAUCCAGUCAAGGGGCCAUUGGCUGUCCCUCAUGGCGCAUAUACCAUCAUCGCGAUGGGAGCUGGCUUUCUAAUUGGCAUUCUCCGACAGGAGUUUGCAACUAGCCCCGCUUUCUAUGUAAUAGGUUGCAUUGGGGCAGCCUUUUUACAGUCAUUCAAUGGAUGGUGGGGCUACUACGGUGCUCUCGCCCUUGCUGUCUACUUGAUGGCUAUCACACCUUCAUUUAUUCAAAUGUGUGCUAGGUAUCCCCCGGGCGCCACUUUUGGUACUGGUUUUAUGGUUUACAACCUCCUCGUCCUCGCUCACGUUUGGGUUGUUGCCUACGCUUUCGUCCCAGGCGGCUUCCUUCUCAGGGAAAGAACAUGGCUUGUCAUGACUAUCAUGAUGGCACUCAUCGGCGUCGGCCUAUCAGUAAUCAUAGGUACAAAAGCAGGAGGACCAACUUCUAAAUCUCAAAACAACUACAGCAGCAUCCGAAAGCCAUCUCGCUCAUAUUUUGUCUACUCCCUCGCCUUCCUCGAGCUCCUCGCUGUCUCAAUCGCGUACCUCCGUUUCCCACACCUGGACUAUAAACCGUACCAUGAGAAAGAGAAAUUGGUAACAGCAGGUAUCUGGACUGUUCACUUUGCAUUGGAUAAUGAUAUGUGGUCAUCCGAACGCCGAAUGCGGGACUUGAUCAAAGAAAUGGAACUUGAUGUUGUGGGUCUUCUUGAAAGCGAUUUGCAACGUAUCAUCAUGGGGAACCGCGAUAUGACACAGUUCCUAGCAGAAGAUCUGGGCAUGUACGCCGACUUUGGCCCAGGCCCGAAUAAACAUACCUGGGGUGCCGCGCUUCUAUCCAAAUUCCCAAUCGUGAACUCGACACAUCACCUUUUGCCAUCACCGGUUGGAGAGUUGGCCCCUGCUAUCUUGGCGACGUUGGACAUGUACGGUACCAUGGUCGAUGUGCUCGUUUUCCACAGCGGGCAGGAAGAAGAUGUCGAAGAUCGAAGAUUGCAGAGUGAAGGGAUCAGCAAGCUUAUGGGUGGCAGCCCUCGGCCGUUGAUCCUUCUCAGCUACUUGGUAACCAAACCGAAGGAGGGAAACUAUAAUACUUACGUAAGCAAGGAGAGUAGGAUGAGAGAUAUCGAUUCUACAGACUGGGAUAGAUGGUGUGAAUACAUCUUGUAUAGAGAUUUGCACCGUGUAGGAUACGCGAGGGUUAGCAGAUCGUCGAUCACAGAUACUGAACUUCAGGUUGGGAAGUUUGUUAUCGAUGGGAAGCAAUCGUCCGAGAUAAGGGUUGACGAGGAAGAUGUCCCUGAGGGAUGGAGGUUUCCAGCACAGUUUAAUGGGGAUGGAGUCCGGGGCCAUCAUUAUCACGUUUUUGAUGAACCGAGGUGA